AUGUCGGCGAAAAGCGUAAAAGGCGAAGGUGGGAAGAAGCCAGCCACUGCAGCAGUCAAUUUGAUUGCCGGAGGUGGUGCUGGUAUGAUGGAAGCCCUUGUGUGUCAUCCCCUCGAUACGAUCAAAGUGCGAAUGCAGCUUUCGACACGAGCCCGAGCCCCCGGUACCAAGAAGAGAGGCUUUUACCAGACGGGAAAGGAGAUUGUCAAACGCGAAACUGCGUUUGGUUUGUACAAAGGUCUCGGAGCAGUGCUGAGCGGUAUUGUUCCCAAAAUGGCCAUUCGCUUCACAUCUUAUGAAUGGUAUAAACAAGCGCUAGCGGAUAAAAAUGGUGUUGUCACGUCCAAAGCAACAUUCUUCGCCGGUCUCGGUGCUGGAGUCACAGAAGCGGUGGCUGUAGUGACGCCGAUGGAGGUGGUCAAGAUUCGAAUGCAGGCACAAUACCACAGUUUAUCCGAUCCUCUCGACGUCCCAAAAUACCGCAGUGCUCCUCAUGCGGCCCUGACUGUGAUAAAAGAAGAAGGAUUCGGCGCUUUAUACCGCGGAGUGUCUCUUACGGCGCUGAGACAGGGAACCAACCAGGCCGUCAACUUUACAGCAUAUACCGAGUUUAAAUCGAUACUACAAAAGGCCCAGCCUCAGUACGACAACAAGAACUUGCCUGCAUAUCAAACGACAUUGAUUGGACUCGUAUCUGGUGCUAUGGGUCCCUUCUCCAAUGCUCCCAUCGACACCAUCAAGACCAGGUUACAAAAAACACCAGCCGAGCCAGGCCAGAGUGCCAUUACGCGCAUAGUGAAUAUAACGAACGCCAUGUUCAAGCAAGAAGGACCGCGUGCCUUCUACAAGGGUAUCACACCCCGAGUGAUGCGAGUGGCACCAGGUCAAGCCGUCACAUUCACAGUAUACGAAUUCCUCAAGAAGAAGUUGGAGGACAGCAGUCUACCAUUCACUGGAGGGAAGUAUGAGGAGUAA
Exophiala bonariae is the source of this 975-nucleotide messenger RNA. RefSeq lists its product as uncharacterized. The coding region runs from base 1 to 975 and encodes 324 amino acids. Gene Ontology annotation, biological process: fumarate transport; transmembrane transport; succinate transport. The record is from RefSeq and is a predicted model, not a curated record. The transcript has 2 exons. Gene Ontology annotation, cellular component: mitochondrion. Gene Ontology annotation, molecular function: succinate:fumarate antiporter activity. Lineage: Eukaryota; Fungi; Ascomycota; Eurotiomycetes; Chaetothyriales; Herpotrichiellaceae.